Molecule: messenger RNA, 1200 nt
Organism: Penicillium concentricum
Lineage: Eukaryota; Fungi; Ascomycota; Eurotiomycetes; Eurotiales; Aspergillaceae
Product: Carboxylesterase type B
Exons: 7
Coding region: 1-1200 (399 amino acids)
Molecular function (GO): carboxylic ester hydrolase activity
Source: RefSeq, a predicted model, not a curated record
AUGUCUGAAGACUGUCUGUAUAUGAACAUUUGGACACCUUCUUUCAAGCAUCGAGGCCGCAGGGGAUUUCACAGAGCACCAGUGAUGAUGUACAUUCAUGGAGGAAGUUAUGAUACAGGAGCUAGUUCGAUUGCUGCCUACGAUGGGACGAAUUUAGUAAAGAAUCACAAUGCCAUUGUUGUUACCUUCAAUUAUCGUCUCAAUAUCUUUGGAUUUCCUAAUGCACCGAGCAUCGACCCUUCCAAGCAAAACCUCGGGCUCCUGGACCAGCGAUUGGCGAUUGAGUGGGUUCAUCGGAAUAUAGCCAGAUUCGGUGGUGAUCCCAAUAGAAUUCUUCUGUUUGGUCAAUCUGCUGGCGCAGCUUCAGUUGAUAUCCAUGCAUAUGCACAUCCAGACAAUCCUCUCGUCAGCGCACUUGCUCUCCACUCUGGUACCGCUCCAUUAUUGACUACAACCCCUGAUCAUAAAAAUUGGGAUGAACUGUCUACUGCUCUUGGGUGCGGCACAGGAGCCCAGUCUUUCCAGUGCAUGAGUCAAGUGCCAGCUAUGAAGAUUGUUGAAACAAGGGCCAAUGGGAGCUAUGCCUUUUUCCCUAUUGUAGAUAAUCUUCUUGUCUUUUCCGACUAUGCCGCUCGAGCUAAAAGCGGGAAACUAGCACCAUUGCCCACGUUGGGAGGGAUUAAUGAGCGUGAAGCUACGGCUUUUUUACCGUUAAGUUCAACUUCAGUUGAUGAGAAUCUAGUCCACGAGGCCACUGAAAGAUUUUAUGACUGUCCCCUCCGGGAAUCUGUGAAAAUUCGAUUGAGUCAGCAUAUGCCCACUUGGAGGUAUCUAUACCAUGGGAAUUUUAGCAAUCUCAGCCCAACUCCAUGGCUUGGAGCAUACCACGGGGCUGAGAUACCUCUUGUUUUUGGAAACUAUAAUCUGUCUACGGCGAUCCCGUCCGCCAAGGAAGUUGAAGCCAGCCGAUAUAUGCAAGGUAAUCCCUUCCCAAAUGAAUGGCAGGAAUUGCGUAGAUUGAUCAAUUUCCUAGGAGCCUGGGUUGCAUUUGCCAGUAACCCUUGUACGGGAUUGAGGACAUAUGGAUGGCCAUGUUCAGCUUCGAUGGUAGAUCUCUCUCUCUCUCUCUCUCUCUCUCUCUCUCUCUCUCUCUCUCUCUCUCUCUCAUUAUUUAUUUCCGAUGCUGAUCAUAAGGGAUAG